AUGACGACAAAGCCCACAGCGUGGUACACGGCACUCGCGUCAUAUGUGCCCGAUGCCGCGGCAUCCGAGGCAGAGCGGAGCUCUGCCAGGGACGUGGACGACCGCAACAUCUUCCGCUGCUCGCAGCUGGUGGGGAAAGUCCUCAGCGCUGACGCCCACCUUCAGCUUAAUAGUGACAGAACGGUUAACCUGAUACCACGGCCCAAGUGGGUCGCUGAAGCGGCUCGUGAAAAGCCCGACAUUCCGCUUCCGCUCACCUCGGUGGCUGAAGAGGAUGUCACUCCACGGCGGCUCCAUGCAGUGACUGCGGCGCCGUUUCUCCGCGGCGACUACCGCGAGCGAAGGCGCGCGACGACGCUGACGCGCGCACGGCGGGGGCGCCACGCAGGCGCGGCGGCGUGCUGCGCGACGGCGGCGGCGCUGGCCCUCUGGAUCCUCUGGCUGGGCCGCAGGGGCGGCUCGGGGCACGCGCGCCAGCUGCGGUCGCUGGAGCUGAGCCACUCGGUGGUGACGAGCAGCGGCAGCUUGCGCGGGCUGUGGGUGGACGACGGCAGCAACGGCAGCGCGCUAGCCUUCUACGGCGUGCCCUACGCCGAGCCCCCUCUCGGAGCCGCCCGAUUCCAGAGGCCCACGCCCGUGCGACCGUGGACCGGGGAGCUCAGGGCCACGUACAAGGCGCCACCCUGUCCACCACAAUGGCUGCGCGCCGCAGAGCGUCCGCAAGGCAAGCUGGAACCAGACUGGACCGAGGACUGCCUACACGUCAACAUAUGGACUCCGGGACUGAGCCCGGCCAAGCUGAGGCCAGUGGUGGUACUCUUGCACGGCGGACACUUCACCCACGGCUCCAACAGGCUGCGGCAGUACGACGGGGCCAGGAUGGCCACACGCUGCGACUGCGUCGUCGCUGUACCGAACUACAGACUGGGGGUGUUCGGCUUCCUGUUCGGCAACGUGUCCAGCUUCCCCGGCAACCAGGGUCUCUGGGACCAGCACCUGGCCCUGCAGUGGCUCAAGCGAAAUGCGGCCGCCUUCGGUGGGGACCCGCGCAGCCUCGUCCUCUGGGGCGUCGACGCGGGCGCCAUCAGCGCCGGCCUGCACAUCCUCUCCCCGCUCGGUGGCGUCUCGCUCUUCUCCAGAGCCGUGCUGCAGGGCGGGUCCCCGCUGUCCUGCCUGGGGGAGUGCGCGGACGCCGAGAACGUGCGGCUCAGUGUGGCCAAGCUGUGCGCGUCACCUGACGAGGCCGAAGACGAGCGUCGCGCCUUGGCCUGCCUCCAGGCGGCGCUCGCAGCGGCACUGGUGGCACUGCCCGUGGAUGACUAUUUCGCGCAGACUUUGAGUCCGUUCCUGCCCGCGUACGGUGAUCCGCUGGUGCCCGUUGACCCCAAGGUGCUGGCGUACCAAAGGCGGCCCCUUGUGGUCUCUGGUGGCGCAGCGGGCCGCCAGGUUGGCGCGCCGCUGUCUGUCCUGGUAGGCUUCGCUCGGGGCGAGGGUCAGCACUUCCUCGCGCGCUUCUUGGACGCCUCGACGAACGGCACGUGGGCGCACUUCACGCCCGACCAACACCGCAGCACCGCCUCCGCCCUGUUCACGUUCACCUUCGGCGAGGAGAUCUUGGAAGCCGAGAGCCUGCACACAGACCUCGAGUCGCUGAACGACCCGCAGCGCGUGUUCCGCCACUACGGGGCGCUGCUGGACGACGCGCUCUACGUGUGUCCCGCGCUGGCGUUCGCCGAGUACCUGUCGGACGCUGCCCUGGUACACGUGUACGAGUUCGCGCUGGUGGACCACGAGAACGGCACGCCGCCGCAGGCGCCGCAGCACAGUGACGACUUCGACGCUGCCUUCCAUUACGGCGCCGAUGACUACCUCGAGCCUCAGGGUGCGGGAGCCUUCGCGGACGCCGUAAUUGCCUUCAUCAGCGCAGGGUAG
Dermacentor andersoni is the source of this 1932-nucleotide messenger RNA. Lineage: Eukaryota; Metazoa; Arthropoda; Arachnida; Ixodida; Ixodidae. The record is from RefSeq and is a predicted model, not a curated record.